GGUUUCAAGCGUGUGGGUUGAGUGCAGGCUCCCUAGGGGGCGACAGAGGGAAGCCGCUGACAACCGUCCAGCCCCAUACCCUUGAUUGUGCGAGGCGAGCGGCGAGGCUGCUCCCCGGGAUCCCCACGUUCUGUUUACACUUGGCGUCUGCGAAGCCGCGGAGGGUCGGAGGGGACACCCUUCCCAGGCCGUGGCUGCCUGAGGGCGCGGCCACGCAGUCAUGCGUCUUCGCGCGGCGAGGGGUGGGGGCCUUGGGGGAGGUCUGUCUUGAGUGUGGGAGCCAUCGGCUCUCUGCUGUCGCUCUCGGCUCAGAGCAGAAAAGUUGAGCUCAAGGAAGGGCUGAGAUUUCCGGCAUCCGGAGCAGGGCGCGCGCGUGCCUGGGUUCCGUCCCUGAAGCAGAAGCUGUGCGUGUUUGGGUGGAGUCGGCCUGGCCGGGAAGGUUGAGGAUUCGUUUGUGCCGCCUUCCCCAUCCAGGGCACAGAAGUUGCGCUCUAGCUUGAGCGCGUGUCCCUUGGAGGGGGGCAGCGUCCAGGUCCAGGGCGCUGGCUUGGGAAUGAAUGGCCUUUGCCGAGCGGUUCCGAAACCUCUGUGCCCUUGGGGCUCCCUAAACGGAGGUGCGCAAACCCUCGGGGCCCAUCGGCUCCCUUUGCCUCCGCCAUAGAGGCCCCGGGGCUGCGAGGGAUUUCCGUCCCUCCGGGUGGCUUUGGCGAGCGCUGCUGAGGAAAGGAAGGGCAGCCAGGACCUGGGGCGGGGGGUUGGUGCCUUGUUGCCCAGCCCUGGACCCAACAUGCCCGGCGGUAAAGUUGCAGGCGUGGACGAGACAAGUUGUUCAAGCUGCAUCCCCGGCCGGGUCUUGGAGUCAAAGCCGGGGCUAGAAGGCCCAGUGUGGAGGAGAGCUCCUGCGUCACUGGUCUGGAUGUCUGGGGUGCCCAGAGGCUCCGCAGCCUCCCUCGAAAGUACCUGGGACCCCAAUCUUCCACUCCCAGGGCGCCAGCAUGCCUACCGCACCGGGUCCGAUACCUGCCCUGAGCAGGUGCCCCCUGCGCCCACUCCCGAGUACCAGGAGCGGUGCUUCUGCGGUCUUCUCUUUUACCCCCCGUCCCCCCCGCCACGGUGUCUUGAAAGCUAGGUGUCAGGGGUCGUGUGUGCACUGUCUUUGUACGUAUCCUAGUGCAGAGCCCGCAGACAAGCCCGAAAAGCCUCCAGUGGUUUCGUCUCCAGGUUUUGUUCUCACAACUGGUCGGAAUAUCACCUGGAAUCUGUCUACUCUCUGGGGCGAGGAAGAACCUUUCGCUUGGAAGACGCCUAUUUUUAUUUUGGUUAUUUUAUUUUAGGCCCAUCUCGGUUUAAAGAAAUGCUAAAGUUCAAACAAGCCCGGGCGGGAGUAGGGAAGCAGUGGGUGCAUUCAUUCUGUGAAUUGGGAGCAGCGUCCACUCCACAGGCCCGGGGCAGUAAACUGAUAGGUAUUGAUUAUUGCAAAAUCGGAUUCGUAAUCAAAUCGAAAGAUUCCUUCUCUGAUUCCCUGAGAAUGUUUAAAUUCAGCUCCCGAGAAUUAGCGACUUUCCCCUUGAAGCAAAAAAAAAAAAAAGGUCAAUUACAAUAAUCGGGCCAAUGAAUUUCGUUUCUUUAAAAUGUUUCAGCAUUGCGCUUUGCUUUCAAGGUUGGGGGGCAAAUGCAUAUUGGGGGGAGAGGCAACGUUUAUGUGGAAGGAAGUUUCGUUUUCUGCCUGUAUCUGCGGACCCCGGGUGCUCACCUCUCCAGCGGGGGUCCCUCCACGGCCCCUCCUCCUCCCCCCACCUCUUCCCUCGUCCCCGCCUGUGACGCUAGGGUUGCAUUCAGCCCCGCACCUCUUUUCAAGGUUGAGUUGAGGCUUCUUGAGUGCCUGGCCCGUCGGAGGAAGCUGCCGAGCCGGCGCCGGGCAGGGCAGGGCCGGGCGAGGGUAGGCGGGUGCCCCCCACCCGCCUCCCGGCCGCAGCCCAGCCUUGGAGAUGGAGCUUCGGGCGAUGGCGGCGAAACGCCGUUGUCCGACACUUCGGGGCCGGUGGAGCGGCCCGCCCGCUCGGUGGCGCUUGGGGCCGACUCCCCAGAAGGCCUUCCCACCCCCGCCCCCUCGGAGGACCCCGAGCGCACUGUGCCCACGCCGUGCGGGGGAGGGCGUCGUCCCUCGGAGGGACUGGGACUCCAGCUGCCUGAUUCCAGUUUAAACCUUAAAUCUCCUUGGAGCGGGUGUUUGGGACGUUUUAGGAGAUAGGGGGACCUCAGCUGUUGAGACGUCUUUUGGAGGGUGGGGGAAGGCGCUGUCGGUGAAAGAGGGGGGGCUCUUGGGUUCGGAUCCCGGUCCCCAGCUCUGCCGACCUCAGGUGUGUGCUUGGUGAGGGUGACUGAUGGAUGGCGUGAUGGGGGACGCUGGCCUCUUAGGUUUGCGGCUGUCUGCGAGGUGCGGCCCAUUCGACUCCUCUCCUAAGCCCCCCGAGGCGUGGGUCUCCGCGCGGCGCUGGGCCAGGAUGCGGGGCGGAGCUAGGCUGGGACUGGCUGGGGGCCGCCCCGCCCGGCGCCGGGGCCUUCGCGCCGGCCCCCGGGGAGGAGUUAUGAUAAUUUCUUCUCAUUAAGGCGCCCGGAUCCCCCGGCUAUCGCCUGGACACACACUGCGGGCGCGGCUUCCCCGGUCCCCGGCCGCGGCCUCUACACCCGCGGCGGCACCAUCUACAAUCGCGGAGCCGCCGAUGCGCGUCCAGUGACCGGGACGGCUAGGCCCGCGCGCGGCGGGGGCAGCGGCAGACGUCUGGCCACCGUGACCCCAAUUUUGGAUUUACCGCUCGGGGGGUGGGGGGAACCUGGAUUUAACUGGCGACUGUUUUGGGGGACGCCGGACGCCAUGUUGUGGAAAAUAACCGAUAAUGUCAAGUAUGAAGAGGACUGCGAGGAUCGCCACGACGCGAGCAGCAAUGGGAACCCGCGCCUGCCUCACCUCUCCUCCGCCGGGCAGCAUCUCUACAGCCCCGCGCCGCCCCUCUCCCAUGCUGGAGUCGCCGAAUACCAGCCACCACCCUACUUUCCGCCUCCCUACCAGCAGCUGGCUUACUCGCAGGCAGCCGACCCCUACUCGCAUCUGGGAGAAGCGUACGCCGCCGCCAUCAACCCCCUGCACCAGCCGGCGCCCACCGGCAGCCAGCAGCAGGCCUGGCCGGGCCGCCAGAGCCAGGAGGGGGCUGGGCUGCCCUCGCACCACGCGCGCCCGGCCGGCUUGUUGCCCCACCUCUCCGGGCUGGACGGCGGCGCCGUGAGUGCCCGCAGGGACAUCUACCGCCGCUCGGACCUGCUGCUGCCCCACUCGCACGCUCUGGACGCCGCGGGCCUGGCCGAGAACCUGGGGCUCCACGACAUGGCGCACCAGAUGGAGGAGGUGCAGAAUGUCGACGACCAGCACCUACUUCUGCAUGAUCAGACGGUUAUUCGCAAAGGUCCUAUUUCAAUGACGAAGAACCCCUUGAGUCUCCCUUGUCAGAAGGAGCUGGUGGAGGCUGUGAUGAAUCCCAGCGAGGUCUUCUGCUCGGUCCCUGGAAGAUUGUCCCUCCUCAGCUCUACAUCUAAAUACAAAGUGACAGUUGCCGAAGUCCAGAGGCGACUGUCCCCGCCUGAGUGCUUAAAUGCUUCAUUACUGGGAGGUGUCCUCAGAAGAGCCAAAUCUAAAAAUGGUGGCCGAUCCUUGCGGGAGAAGUUGGACAAGAUUGGGUUGAAUCUUCCAGCGGGGAGACGGAAAGCUGCCCACGUCACCCUCCUGACAUCUUUAGUAGAAGGUGAGGCUGUUCAUUUGGCUCGGGACUUUGCCUAUGUCUGUGAAGCAGAAUUUCCUAGUAAAUCCGUGGCCGAGUAUUUAACCAGACCUCAUCUCGGAGGACGCAAUGAGACGGCAACUAGGAAGAAUAUGCUGCUGGCGGCACAGCAAGUGUGUAAAGAAUUCACAGACCUUCUCAAUCAAGACCGAACUCCCAAUGGGAACAACCGGCCCACUCCGGUCCUGGAGACCAGCAUUCAGAACUGCUUGUCUCAUUUCAGCCUGAUUACCCACGGGUUUGGCAGCCAGGCCAUCUGUGCUGCUGUGUCUGCCAUGCAGAACUACAUAAAAGAAGCCCUGAUGGUCAUAGACAAAUCCUACAUGAACCCCGGAGACCAGAGUCCAGCCGAUUCUAGCAAAACCCUGGAAAAGAUGGAGAAGCACAGGAAGUAAAACAGCGGUGAACAAAGGGCCGAAGAGUCUGGAAGGAAAAGGACUCCAAAACCGGUCUCGACCAGGACAAACUGGGAACCCCGCUUGCCUGGGGGACAGAGUUUGUUAUCCACCUUCCCACGAAAAGGGCCUCCGUCGGAUUUCCAGAUCUUCACGUGCCCUCCUGGAUUCCUUAGUAUUUAAGGAGUGCUGAAGCGUCUCCUAAACUCUGGACGCGCUGUCGGGAGGUGACAAGUGCUGGUUCUUUACCCAUUAAGCUGAUACUUUAGUUUUUGGAACCCCAUUCUUCCUUUCUCUGAAAGUGGUGCUACAAGUUUUGGAACCUUUUAAAUAAAUUCCCUGGGCUCACAAAAACCCACACACACAUAGCUGUUGAGAUGUCAAAUUGAUGUGAUUCAGAUCCACUAUAACUUUCAGUGUUAAGGUAAAAGUAUUUAUAUAGCCUCUUCCGUCUCACCCUACAUACCGCGGGAAGCAAGGAUUCUAUCCGCUUAAGAACUGGUUAAUAGGUUGGUAUUUGACACACUUUAAAUCCCUUGUUCACAGGGACCCUUCGGGUUUUACGAAACUUGUAGAAGCAAAGCCUGCUGAUGAUUUUAUGUUUUUCUUUUUAAGAAAAAAACAAAACAAAACUUUGAAAGUUAACUCUUCAAAUAGGAGGAGACUCUUUGAAAAGACAUGUUCCUUUAAGGUACGGAAGCUUUAUUUUGCGUAUUUAUUUCACAUCUUGGUGUUUCGAGAAAACUUGAAAAGGGGUGGGCAUGAAGCAUUUUUUUUUGCUGUCUCUCAUCCCAAGUCCCAGAGGAGAAUUCUGUAUUUUGAGAAGCUGCGUUGAGUGUACAGAUUUUAUUUAUGCAUAAUUUAAUGGGGUCUGUAAAUACGGGUGCACUUCUUAUGACUUUUUGAGAAAUGGGAUUCAACUUUAAUAUUAGCUUUUAAAGGUGACGGGGUAAAUCUAAGACACAUCUUUAGGCUUUAUUCAUGUGUACACAGGGUAUUAAGAGUCAAGAGUAUCCUGAGUGCUGUUCUCGACUCUGGAAGACUCUAAUUUAAUUGAAGCUUUCUGUUCACAAAGCAAUAACUUUGUCUUAUUCCUGUUGGGCUGACCCCCAAGAUGAGUGUGAAGUACAGUGUGUGUGGGUGAAAACGGAGUUUUGGAAUUGAGCUCCUUGCCUGUCAAUGUUCCCUAAAUAAUUGUUAUGUAUAUGAAACCUGUAUAAUAAAAAGAAAGUAUUCUCAAUAGAAGCUGUGAAA
Molecule: messenger RNA, 5482 nt
Organism: Orcinus orca (killer whale)
Lineage: Eukaryota; Metazoa; Chordata; Mammalia; Artiodactyla; Delphinidae
Gene: TFAP2C
Product: transcription factor AP-2 gamma
Exons: 7
Coding region: 2876-4228 (450 amino acids)
Biological process (GO): regulation of transcription by RNA polymerase II; regulation of cell population proliferation; anatomical structure development
Cellular component (GO): nucleus
Molecular function (GO): DNA-binding transcription factor activity, RNA polymerase II-specific; RNA polymerase II transcription regulatory region sequence-specific DNA binding
Source: RefSeq, a predicted model, not a curated record